AUGUUGGUCCAAACCCCUCUCCUCCAGGCCGCCCUCCUCCUGGGCCUGGCGCAGUCGCAAGAAUGCCCAGACUACUUGAGCUACUCCACCCAGCGCCAUGAGCCCUUCUCCAACGGCACGUACCAGCUGUCGUACAUGCGCCCGUCCCCGUCCUGCCGAACCUUCAACUCGUCUGACGUCGAGGACGUUAUCACGUCCAUGGCCGGCGUGAUCGCCGACCCAGACCUGUAUAGGCUGUUCCAGAACAGCUACCCCAACACGCUCGACACGGCCAUCAGGUGGAAGGGGUACGCGGCCAACAACAGCGAGGAGGAGCUCACCUUCAUCAUCACGGGCGACAUCAACGCCAUGUGGCUGCGCGACUCGGCGAACCAGAUGCAGAGCUACCUGCCUGUGCUCAAGGCCGACCAGAGCGCAGAUAGUAUCGCCAGCCUGUACAGGGGCGUCAUCAACCUGCAAGCGAGGUACAUCCUGACCAGCCCGUACUGUAAUUCCUUCCAGCCCCCGGUCGAAUCCGGGGUCGAGGGGUCGGUCAACGACGCCGCGUCGCAGGACACCGUGACGCCCCCGUACAGCAACACGAGCGUGUUCGAGUGCAAGUACGAGCUCGACUCGCUCGCCUCCUUCCUCGAGGUCUCGGCCAACUACUACAACGCCACGGGCGACCUGGACUUCUUCGGCAAGUUCCAGUGGGUCGACGCGGUCAGGGCCGUGCUCAACACCGCCACCGAGAUGCUGACCCCGACGUACGGGCCCGAGGGCCAGGUCCUGACCAGCCCGUACACCUUCACCCGGCUGACGACGCGCGCCACCGAGACGCUCGCCAACGACGGCAUCGGGUCGCCCGUGGGCAACGGCACGGGCUUGGUCCGGAGCGCCUUCCGGCCGAGCGACGACAGCACCAUCUUCCAGCUCUUCAUCCCGGCCAACAUGAUGUUCAGCCGCUACCUGAGCAGCACGGCCGAGAUCAUGGCCGCGCUCGGGGGGCAGGCGGACCUGGCGGCCCGGAUGCGCGGCAUGGCGGACUCCAUCCGCUCCGCCAUCCAGGCCCACGGCGUCAUCACCGACCCCACCACGGGCACGCAGGUCUACGCCUACGAGGUGGACGGGUUCGGCUCCGCGGUGGUCAUGGACGACGCCAACAUCCCGUCCAUCCUGUCCGCGCCGUUCCUGGGCUUCCUGGACGCCGGCGACGAGGUGUACCAGAACACGAGGGCGAUCAUCCUGGACGAGGAUGCUAGUGCCGGUGCCAACGGGAACCCGUACUUUAUGCGCGGGCCGGUGAUCAACGCCGUUGGCGGGCCGCACCAGGGGCCGGGCAUGGCGUGGCCCAUGGCGAGCAUCGUCAGGAUCCUGACCACGGACGACGACGCCGAGAUCACGGGCGCGCUGAGGGAGAUCGUCUCGAGCACGGACGGGCUCGGCCUGAUCCACGAGAGCGUCAACUCGUUUAACCAGAGCGACUGGACGAGACAGUGGUUCUCGUGGGCAAACGGCCUCUUUGGGCAGAUGAUAUUGGAUCUGAACGAGAGGAAGCCGAAUGUCCUCAAGGAGAGCUUCCAAUGA
Diaporthe citri is the source of this 1566-nucleotide messenger RNA. RefSeq lists its product as uncharacterized. Gene Ontology annotation, biological process: carbohydrate metabolic process. Bases 1 to 1566 code for a protein of 521 amino acids. The record is from RefSeq and is a predicted model, not a curated record. The transcript is spliced from 2 exons. NCBI's taxonomy places the organism in Eukaryota, Fungi, Ascomycota, Sordariomycetes, Diaporthales, Diaporthaceae.